Messenger RNA from Gloeophyllum trabeum ATCC 11539, 1174 nucleotides. RefSeq lists its product as uncharacterized. Bases 1 to 1125 code for a protein of 374 amino acids. NCBI's taxonomy places the organism in Eukaryota, Fungi, Basidiomycota, Agaricomycetes, Gloeophyllales, Gloeophyllaceae. The transcript is spliced from 5 exons. The record is from RefSeq and is a predicted model, not a curated record.
AUGGGACUUGAUCACAUCUGCGAAGGUUUUGACAUCAAAUUCAUGGCCAGCCGGAACGCGAAUGCACCGAACGUUGUACUGAAUGACAUGUCCCUGGAGACGGCUUUAUGGCAGAACGGUGUAUUGGUCUCUCAGAUCACGAAUGAACUCGUGGAAGACGAGGUCCGGCCGACUCUCGCAGGUUCGACUGGAAGUCAACGGCGAGUGGCGGUGGCGACGUCUAUUCGAGGAACAAAUAGCUUGAAGUCGUGCGUACUAACGAGUCCUGGCUCAACUAAGGAGGUCCAGAUAUUGCAAACGUUGUGCAUCAAGGCUCAACCGAUCUGCUUCAUAGUAUACGAUGUAGAGCAGGGUUUAACACCUGCCGCUGCACUCGUCGGCCUGAAACGUUGCGGGCCUCUGGAUCUCAGUUCCCUUCUCACGUCCCGUGACUGGCGCCUUCACACAGCAACUUCUAGUUCCCCUCCCGUUCCAGGAGAUGCCUACCCGUGGUUUGCUGAUCCUGGCGCAGUCGAAUGUGCAUCUGCACCUGACGGGGAUGUCCAUGCGCGCCCUUCUUGUCCCCAUGUCAAUGAUGGAGACUUGGGACGACGAAAGAAUGAGAACGGCUCUUCGGUGACCCGGCAACCCAAUCCCGCUUCCGCGCCAUCACCAGUCACAUCGGAGCCGUUGCGUUCUGGUGCAGACGAAGACCUUCCAACAUCCGAGUGGAAUGAGGAUACUCAAGCGAGGCCUGCUAGAAUCCAUAUAAGUGAUGCGGGCUUGAGACGAAGGGUCAGCUGGGCAACCUGGCAAUCGCAUCCUGAUUUCCCGCCAUCACCAGCACAGUUAGGGUCGUCGCUUCCUAAAGCGCAUUAUCCUUUAGUUUCUGCUGGAGCGCCUUUCGAUCGAGAUCGUUUGCUGGAGUUUGACGUGGAGACAGAAGAAUACGAGCAGCUCCUUGGCCCACGCUCUCCUUUGCUCAACUUCACGGACACAAUAAACCAGCAGUUUGUACAGGGAUUGGAAGAGGGCUCGAGCCGACGAACGACUGUGGUCGGCUCUUGGGAAUCUCGGGAACCGGAUCCCCCUGUCUUGCCGUCACCAGCUGAGCCUUGCCGCAUACCAUUGCCUCCUUCCCCUUGAUGGAUCACGAUAAAUGGUCCCCUGCUGAAGAGCGAAGUCUUAAAUCUAC